AUGAAGUGGACUUUGCAGUUCUUGGCAUUCGCUGCGCUCGCGGUGCUGCCGUCAACAUGCGUCGCCGACGCAAACGACAACACCAACAACGAGCCAAAGCCUGACAAGGACGGCAAGUACUGGAUCUAUGGCGACGGCGUCUCUGCUGCCUUUGUUGCCUAUGGAGCCUCUGUUUCCAAUUUCAUGGUCAAGGACCAGUACGGAAUUGAGCGCGACAUCGUUACUGGCUUCGACAACGCUUCCUACUACGGCAUUGACAAGCAGCACCCUCACUUUGGCGGCGUUCCCGGCCGCUAUGCCAACCGCAUCAAGAACAGCACCUUUGAAAUCGACGGGAAGAAGUAUCACGUCAAGGCGAAUGAGAAUCCCACCAAGGGCCACCCCGACGGUGUCGAUACUCUCCACGGCGGCCCGGAUGGCUGGGAUUGGCGUAACUUCACCGUUGUUUCGCACUCCAACCACAGCGUCACCUUUUCCCUGGUUGAUCCCGAUGGUAAGGAAGGAUUUCCCGGAGAGGUUGUGACUGUCGUAACGUACAGUCUGAACGGACGAGACUGGGAUUUAAAGAUGGUCGCCGAGGCGACGACUAAGAAGACGCCCAUUAUGCUGAGCAGCCACACGUACUGGAAUCUGGAUGGCUUUGCGAACAACCAAACGAGCAAGGUGUUCAACCAUACGCUGCAUAUGCCGUAUGCCGGUUUCCGUGUGGGCGUGGACAAUAUCCUCAUCCCGACAGGCGAGUUGUUGCCAAACAAGAAGGGCGGCGUGAAUGACUUCUGGAGCGAGCCCAAGCAGAUUGGAGCCUCGUUCGGGGACGAGGGCAUGGUGAACAACUGCGGCUUCAACUGCACUGGCUAUGAUAACUGCUUCAUCAACAACCGCGGCGCCAUAGGCCCCUACGACUGGCGCAAGCAAGGCCCCGUCACCACCCUGUCGUCCCCCUGGUCUGGCAUCCAGCUCGAUGUCUUCACUGACCAGGACGCCUUCCAGAUAUACUCGUGCAACGGGCAGAACGGCACCAUGGCCCUCAAGAAGACGCAGGGCGUCACGGGCGACAACAAGGACAAGUUCCCUCGCACCAUUCCCAAGUAUGGAUGUGUCGUGCUCGAGGUCCAGGAUUACAUUGACGGCAUCAACAACCCUGAGUGGAUGCGUGGCAAGAAGCAGAUUUAUGAGCCCGGCGGUGAUCCGUAUGUGUUGCAGGCCAAAUACAGGUUCAGUCUGGUCUCUGAUCAUGAAGAGAAGAAGGGCAGGGGCCCGUCGUCGUAG
Molecule: messenger RNA, 1269 nt
Organism: Metarhizium robertsii ARSEF 23
Lineage: Eukaryota; Fungi; Ascomycota; Sordariomycetes; Hypocreales; Clavicipitaceae
Product: aldose 1-epimerase
Exons: 2
Coding region: 1-1269 (422 amino acids)
Biological process (GO): glucose metabolic process; beta-D-galactose catabolic process via UDP-galactose, Leloir pathway
Molecular function (GO): carbohydrate binding; aldose 1-epimerase activity
Source: RefSeq, a predicted model, not a curated record